Phodopus roborovskii (desert hamster) is the source of this 727-nucleotide messenger RNA. RefSeq names its product A disintegrin and metalloproteinase with thrombospondin motifs 17-like. The record is from RefSeq and is a predicted model, not a curated record. Gene Ontology annotation, molecular function: metalloendopeptidase activity. Gene Ontology annotation, cellular component: extracellular matrix. NCBI's taxonomy places the organism in Eukaryota, Metazoa, Chordata, Mammalia, Rodentia, Cricetidae. Gene Ontology annotation, biological process: extracellular matrix organization; proteolysis. The annotation marks the transcript as partial. The transcript has 6 exons.
GUUGGCCUCAUCCAGCUCAAGCAGGAGCAGGUGUUCAUCCAGCCCCUCAACAACUCAGGAGGCCCAUUCAGUGGAAGAGAGCAUCUGAUCAGGCGCAAAUGGUCUUCCGCCCCCAGUCCGUCUGCUGACGUGGAGGAGCCCGGGCAGCACUGCACAGUAGUGGCAGAAAAGAAACCUAAGAAGGACAAGCCAUCGCGGGACUGGAGGGAGCGGAGGAAUGCCAUCAGGCUCACCAAUGAGCACACUGUGGAGACCCUGGUGGUGGCCGAUGCCGACAUGGUGCAGUACCACGGGGCAGAGGCUGCACAGAGGUUCAUCCUCACUGUCAUGAACAUGGUGUACAACAUGUUUCAGCACCAGAGCCUUGGGAUUAAAGUUAACAUUCAAGUUACCAAGCUGGUCCUGCUGCGACAACGCCCGGCCAAGUUAUCCAUCGGGCACCAUGGUGAGCGGUCCCUGGAGAGCUUCUGUCACUGGCAGAAUGAGGAGUAUGGGGGUGCACAGUACCUUGGCAAUAACCAAGUACCAGGAGGGAAGGAUGAUUCACCUUCUGUGGAUGCUGCUGUGUUUGUGACCAGGACAGAUUUCUGCGUUCACAAAGAUGAACCGUGUGACACUGUCGGAAUUGCUUACUUAGGAGGCGUGUGCAGUGCUAAGAGGAAAUGUGUGCUUGCUGAAGACAAUGGUCUCAAUUUGGCCUUACCAUCGCCCAUGAGCUGGGCCACAA